AUGGUGCUUCUGGCCCCAUUGAUCAGCGCCCUCAGGACGCUGUUGUCGGUGUGUGAGCGAUAUGCCGAGGCCCAGGGUCUUAGAUAUAAUGCAAGGAAGAGCGAGUGUCUACUCUUCAGGGCAGGUACUAAAACUUAUGAUAUACCACCCGUUGCACUUGCGGGGACUGCUUUGGAAUGGGUCACUUCUUUCAAGUAUCUGGGACACUGGGUCACUGACACACAGACUGAUAGUAAAGACAUGGAGAGGGAACGUAGGGCGCUGUCAGUCAGGAGCAAUAUGUUGAUCCGCAGGUUUGCAAAGUGUUCUCAUGAUGUGAAGGCUACACUUUUCAGGGCAUAUUGUCAAUCUUUUUAUACCUGCAGCCUAUGGGUCGACUACACGCAGGGGGCUUACAGCGCCUUGCGAGUCCAAUAUAAUAACGCGUACAGGGCACUGUUGAGGCUGCCUCGACACUGUAGCGCAUCGGGGAUGUUCGCUGAUGCACGCAUAGAUGAUUUCUACGCAAUCAUAAGAAAGCGUGUCGCCUCCCUGAUGCAGCGGGUGCGGGGCAGCGCCAACAGUCUUCUGAUGACCGUGGCGGAUAGGACUGAUGGCCUUAUGCUAAAACACUGGACGAAGACGCAAGUGUUGCCUACAAACCGUGCCCAGAAGUAG
Messenger RNA from Spodoptera litura, 657 nucleotides. RefSeq lists its product as uncharacterized. The record is from RefSeq and is a predicted model, not a curated record. Lineage: Eukaryota; Metazoa; Arthropoda; Insecta; Lepidoptera; Noctuidae.